AUGCUGAUGGAAAAAUGGCUUUUAUUAAGCAUCUUGGUUAUAGCUAGCAUUUGCAUCCUUAAAGGUGUUAAAGCUGAAAUACAAAAAACUACUGACACAAGGAUUGUAAAUGGCGAUGCGUCGGGUGCGGGGUUCGUUACAACCGAGAAAAGGACUCAUCUUUCUGGGAUUCGUGUUGAAGGAUUUCCUGCUGAAGAUGAUGGUUUUGUUGGAUAUACAGAAAAGGAAGUUUCAAUUGUGCAUCCUGAUACCGAAGUUCGUAUCAUUAUAUUCGGCUUUGGUAUGGAUGAUAUAGCUUUGGUCGCUUUUGCAACAAAUCCUUAUAACUGCUCAAACUAUGUGGUCGCAAUUUCUCAGCCAGAUUUUUUGAUUCAAACAGAAAAGAGAGUAGUCGUCAAAGCAUCGUUUCCAGAUUCGAAAGAACCAUAUUAUGUAUGCGUCCGCCAAAAGCCUAGGGAGACACCGACUGGUGAAGAAGUUCAAAUGAAUUUUUCAGCAUUGCAUGAUAUCCGCGCCACAAUAUCAACAGAAAUACCACCAAGGAAAUAUUAUUUACCUGUGGCUGUACAAGUAGCCUUGAUAUUAUGUCUUUUUGUUUUGUCAGGGCUUUUUUCUGGUUUAAAUCUAGGAUUAAUGGCACUCACACCGCAGGAGUUGAUGCUCAUUCAAAAAUCAGGGUCAAAAAUGGAGCGUGCCUAUGCAGAAGUAAUUUUGCCCGUACGUCGAUCUGGCAAUUUACUAUUAUGUGCAUUGCUUAUUGGUAAUGUUUGUGUAAACUCAGCGAUUUCGAUCUUAUUUGAUGAUCUUACGAGUGGAUAUGUUGCUCUUAUUACUUCAUCCGCGGGUAUUGUAAUUUUCGGCGAAAUUUUUCCACAAAGUCUUUGUGUAAAAAAAGGUUUAGCUGUUGGCGCGAGAACAAUAUGGAUUACACGUUUUUUUAUGGUUCUAACAUUUCCUCUUGCUUAUCCUAUUAGCAAGCUUUUGGACUGUGUAUUGGGUGAUGAGGUUGUUUCUUAUGAUAGAAAGCGUUUGAUGGAGUUAAUAAAAAUGACAACACGUGAUGAAGAAGGUUUAGCUGAGGAGUUAAAGAUUGCUGUUGGUGCAAUGGAAAUAUCUGACAAGACUGUAUCUGAUGUUAUGACGAAAAUUGACGAUGUUUUCAUGUUGCCGGACACUACAGUUCUUAAUACGAAAACUGUGGCAGAAAUAUUACGAAUGGGUUAUACUCGAAUUCCAGUUUAUUCAGGCGAUCGUAACUCGGUAGUUGCGUUACUUUUCGUGAAGGAUCUUGCACUUCUUGAUCCUGAUGAUAAUUUUACGAUUCAGACAGUAUGUGGAUUUCAUGAGCAUCCUCUACGCUUCGUUAUGCAGGAUACACCAUUAAGGGUUAUGUUGGAGGAGUUUAAAAAGGGUGAUUACCAUUUGGCUAUGGUUCAACGUAUAGUAGAAUCGGAGGAGAGUGAUCCAAUAUAUGAACUUGUAGGGAUAGUCACAUUAGAAGACAUUGUCGAAGAAAUCCUCCAGGCCGAAAUCGUUGAUGAAACUGACGUUGUCACUGAUAAUGUAAAUCGGAUUCGUCGGCGUGGUGCACAGGUCUUUUUUCUCCUUUUUGGUUUACCAUCUUUUGAGCAGAUGCGAAAAAAAAUUGAAUUCUUUUUUAUUUUUUAUCGAGUCGAGUCGAGUUUUCACAAACGUCCCAUUCGAUAG
Messenger RNA from Dracunculus medinensis (Guinea worm), 1707 nucleotides. The record is from the annotation of a GenBank genome assembly. Lineage: Eukaryota; Metazoa; Nematoda; Chromadorea; Rhabditida; Dracunculidae.